Messenger RNA from Dromiciops gliroides (monito del monte), 3406 nucleotides. RefSeq names its product SAYSVFN motif domain containing 1 (gene SAYSD1). The record is from RefSeq and is a predicted model, not a curated record. The transcript is spliced from 2 exons. NCBI's taxonomy places the organism in Eukaryota, Metazoa, Chordata, Mammalia, Microbiotheria, Microbiotheriidae. The coding region runs from base 145 to 636 and encodes 163 amino acids.
UGACCACCUACGCGCCGGAAAGUUGUAGUCUGCGAGUCGGUCUGUCAAAGUUCAAGGCGGAGCGUUGAAAAGGGGGCCCAAAGGAGGUGGCGCGCGCGCGCGCGAGGCCUAAGCGAGAUCACGGGGUCACGAGGCGGCCGCUCCAUGGAGCAACGAUUAGCAGCGUUUCGGGCCUCCCGGAAGCGAGCUGAGCUAGAGGGAGGACCCAGCAGCUCGGGGAGGAGCGGAAAACCGGCAGAGGACGUGGCGGCGGCUACCCCUACGUCGUCUCAGGCACAGAGGUCUCCGGGUGGUAGAGCUAAGGAAACAUCUCAGAUUCAAGGAAGUCCACUACAGAAUCCACCAGCUACUUCUCCACGAUGGGACCGAUCCUUCCUCACUAAUGUUACAUUCUUGAAGGUGGCUCUUUGGUUGGUCUUACUGGGACUGUUUGUAGAACUGGAGUUUGGCCUGGUUUAUUUUGUUCUGUCCUUGUUUUAUUGGAUGUAUGUUGGCACCCGUGGCCCUGGAGAAAAGAAGAAAGGAGAAAAAAGUGCUUACUCUGUGUUCAACCCUGGUUGUGAAUCCAUCCAGGGAACUCUGACUGUAGAACAGUUUGAGCGAGAAUUACAGUUUCAUCCCCUGGCUGAGACAUAGUCCUUGUUCUCCUGAGUUUUCUGCCACUUCGGUGUUCUUGGACUACCUGGUUCCCCUGGACCCAGGCUGGAACUAAUAUGCAGAUACACUAGGGACAGUCUUUUGUCCCAAAUGUCAACUUUUUGUUCUCUGAACUCUGUUCUCUUAUCCAUCCAUCAACUCCUCCUUUCCCAUGUCUACUGCUGUAGUGCCAGUGUCUUUGUUUGCAUUUCCAUCUUUAAAUUUUCUUUUGUUUUUUUCUGAGUCACUAAAAUCCAAUAUUGCAAUUGAUCUGAUGUCAUUUCAAAAAUUACAUCUUCAAUAAAGACUUCUUCAUUCUAAUAUUUACUCAGCUCAAUUUUAGAGGGAUGGGAAGGGUGUUGCAUUUGGAAAGUAUUUAACUAAUUUGAAGUAAUGAUUCAUUCUUUCACAUGAAGUGUUACGUAUUAAAAAUCUUAACAGUCUGACAAUAAAUUCACAUUUUCAGCACUGUGAGAAUCCUGAGCAUCUUUUAAAUAUUUCAUCCUCAAAAUGAAGGGGAAAAUUGCAUAUUGCAUUUCUAUUACUAAUGGUAUUGAAUAUCACAGAAUGUUACAGAUGGAUGGGACCUAAGGAAUUGUCUAGACUAAUGGUUCUCAAAGUUUGGGGGCUUUUACUGUCCUAAAAAUGAUUGGGGACCCUCCAAAGAACUUUUGUUUAUGUGGAUUGUAUCUUCAAUAUUUCCCAUGUUAGAAAUUAAAACGUCGGGGCAGCUAGGUGGUGCAGUGGAUAGAGCACUGGCUCUGGAUUCAGGAGUACCUGAUUUCAAAUCCGACCUCAGGCACUUAACACUUACUAGCUGCCUCACUAAAAAAAAAAAGAAAAGAAAUUAAAAUGUCUUAGUAUUAUUCAGAAAAUAGUUUUGAUCUCAAAGACCCCCUGAAAGAUUCUCAUAUCAUACUUCGAGAGCCUCAGGUCUAGCUAAACUCUUUAUUUUAUAAAUAGGGAAACCGAGGCCCAGAGAGGGGAAGUGAUUUCUUCAGGGUCAUAAAUAGAGGCAGAAACUAGAUCUUCUGAUUUUAAAACCAGUGUUCUUUCUGCUAUGACACACUCUAUUACAUCAUGGCCAAGUCACAUCCCCAUCCAUGCAUCAAUUUUCAUAUAUUGUAAAACGAAGGAAAUAGCUGGUCUCUUUAGCAAUUACCUGCCAUCUCCAGCACAGGUGUCCUCCACCUGUAACUAUUUUUCCUCUUUCCUUCUGUUCUUCCCAUAUCGCUUGGGGAAAGGAGGAAGAGAAGAGAGAAAAGUGCUGGUGGCAUGUGGUGGGGAGGAAUGGAAGCAUGUCAAUAUUGGUAAAUUUUAUAAAGGGUUAUUAAAUUGUAGUGUGUAUACAGAGGGUAGCCCUGGAAGCAGCAUUCCACACUCACUGGACAUAUGGCCUAAGGGACUAUGAUCUAGGCUUCCUGGGCCAGUCCUGGUUUGCUGUAAUCUUUGGAAUAAACAGUCACUUCAUCUCUUUGCUUUAUAAUACCAGUAAUAUUUUCUUUCUUGAUGGAGACAGUAAUAUCUUCUUUCAUGAUGCCACCUUUUUGGCAAUAUUAGUUUAAAUAUUGUCACAAUCCAGUCUUGGCAUAUGGGAUUCCUACUAAGUAAAAAGUUUAAAACAAUUCCUUCCUUUGGGUCACAUUUACAAUACAAGGACUCUGCCUAUUUAUUAUCAGUUGUUUCCCAUUCAGAUAAGGGUGUUGGAUUAUAUGUCUUCUAAAUCUAAUUCUUAUGCUCUUAAUACAAAAUUUGACAUUUUUUUCAAACCAAAGACUCAAGAAAUUAAAGAUGCCUUCAAUUUUUAGGUCCAGUAACUAACAUACUUUAAUACUUAAAGGAUACUUGAUUUUAGUCAUGUGGGAAUUCCCUCUGCCAAUGUAAAUCACAACUUUUCUACACCUUAAUACUUGAUUUGAGAAGCUAUGGACAAAAAAAAAAGGUCAUCUGGUGACCAGCUCUAAAUUGAUAAGCCUCUUCAGAUUUAGAUGGGUCCUCAGAUGACACACUUUUGGUUCAUUAUUGGCACUUAAACAUGAAACCCUUGGGGUACAGUAAGCUCUAAUGUACCUUGUGGGCAGCUGGGAUAGCCUUUAAGGACCCAUGGUCACUCUCAUGGUAUGAUGAGCCAUUGGAAUAUGACUUUAGUGGGGGCCCUUAACCCAUACAGGAUGUAAAAAGACUUUCAAUUGAAAUGUUAUUAUGUAACACGUCAGUUGUAAAUUUUCCCCCUUAUUGCUGCAACAAAGUCUCAGCCCACUUGCUUAUUAAGGAAAGCAUUUUUCCAGUUGACUGCAUUUUCAGGAGAAUAACUUGAAGUCCUUCAUUGCAAAACUUGUUGAAAAUUAUUUGUGGGGCAGCUAGGUGGCACAGUGGAUAAAGCACUGGCCCUGGAUUCAGGAGGACCUGAGUUCAAAUGUGACCUCAGACAAUUGACAAAUACUAGCUGUGUGACCCUGGGCAAGUCAUUUUAACCCUCAUUACCCUGUCCCCUAAAAAAAUCUUUUGUAAAAUUAAUUAGAACUCUUUAAUUAGCCUCUUAAAGUAGGGAAUGGUGAACACAAUUGAAUCUCAGCUCUUAGUUUACUCUGAUAAAAUGAGGGAAUGGUAAAAGACCUCUAGCUUAACUUUGUAGUCUUCCAAGAUAACCUUCUAGUUUAAAAAAAAGCGUUGAAUUAAAAGAAUAAUGCUCAACACCAGAGAUAUAAAAGAUAUAUGAAAUAAAGAGAAAUAUGAGGUAACUCUAAGAAGUUUGUGUUUUAAAAAAUAA